GGGCGGGGGGCGGGGCCGGGUCUGCCACGUGACCGGCGUCGUCACGUGACGCGGCCGGCGGGGCUCCCAACAUGGCGGUGUGCGUGGCUGUGAUCGCUAAGGAGAAUUACCCUCUCUACAUCCGCAGCGUCCCCACGGAGAACGAGCUCCAGUUCCACUACAUGCUGCACACGUCCCUGGACGUGGUGGACGAGAAGAUCUCCGCGAUGGGGAAGGCGCUGGUGGACCAGAGGGAGCUCUACCUGGGCCUCCUCUACCCCACGGAGGACUACAAGGUCUACGGCUACGUGACCAACUCCAAGGUGAAGUUCGUCAUGGUGGUGGAUUCUUCCAACACGGCGCUCAGAGACAAUGAGAUCCGGAGCGUGAGUGCGGGCAGCGGCGGGCGCCUGGCCGCUCCGCUUGCCCUCCUUGUUUCGUUAAAGCGACAAGCCCCACGUGUGGCAGCAGCCGUGUGUACGGGAGAAUUUCACACGUUGCUGGCUCUUGUUGCAGAUGUUCCGGAAGCUGCACAGCUCCUACACCGACGUGAUGUGCAACCCCUUCUACACGCCGGGCGACCGCAUUCAGUCCAGGGCCUUCGACAGCAUGGUGACAGCCAUGAUGAUCCAGGUCUGCUGAGGGAGAGGAAGCCGCCUUUGGGCAGAGCCGCCUUCGGGCAGAGCCGCCUUCGGACAGAGCGCGGUCUUCGUGGGUGUAUUUAGUGCUGUGGGUGCCGGGCCUCCGCUGCGGAGCGCGGCCUCGUGCCCAGGGGGGUGGCGACUAAAGGUCUUGUGAGACCCGC
Sus scrofa (pig) is the source of this 784-nucleotide messenger RNA. NCBI's taxonomy places the organism in Eukaryota, Metazoa, Chordata, Mammalia, Artiodactyla, Suidae. The record is from RefSeq and is a predicted model, not a curated record.